AUGAUUUUGAAAUCUUUUCUACUAGGUAAUCUAUUAUCCUUAUGCAUGAAGAUAAUAAAUUCGGUCGUUGUGGUCGGACUCUAUUAUGGAUUUCUGACCACAUUCUCCAUAGGGCCCUCUUAUCUCUUCCUUCUCCGAGCUCGGGUUAUGGAAGAAGGAACCGAGAAGGAGGUAUCAGCAACAACUGGUUUUAUUACGGGACAGCUCAUGAUGUUCAUAUCGAUCUAUUAUGCGCCUCUGCAUCUAGCAUUGGGUAGACCUCAUACAAUAACUGUCCUAGUUCUACCGUAUCUUUUGUUUCAUUUCUUCUGGAACAAUCACAAAAACUUUUUUGAUUAUGGAUCUACUACCAGAAAUUCAAUGCGUAAUCUCAGCAUUCAAUGUGUAUUCCUGAAUAAUCUAAUUUUUCAAUUAUUCAACCAUUUCAUUUUACCAAGUUCAACGUUAGCCAGAUUAGUCAACAUUUAUAUGUUUCGAUGCAACAACAAGAUGUUAUUUGUAACAAGUAGUUUUGUUGGUUGGUUAAUUGGUCACAUUUUAUUCAUGAAAUGGGUUGGAUUGGUAUUAUUCUGGAUACGGCAAAAUCAUUCUAUUCGAUCUAAUAAGUACCUUGUGUCAGAAUUGAGAAAUUCUAUGGCUCGAAUCUUUAGUAUUCUCUUAUUUAUCACCUGUGUCUACUAUUUAGGCAGAAUGCCGUCGCCUAUUGUCACUAAGAAACUGAAAGAAACCUCAGAAACGGAAGAAAGGGGAGAAAGUGAGGAAGAAAGCGAUGUAGAAACAACUUCCGAAACGAAGGAGACUAAACAGGAACAAGAGGGAUCCGCCGAAGAAGACCCUUCCCUUUGUUCGGAAGAAAAGGAGGAUCCGGACAAAAUAGAUGAAACGGAAGAGAUCCGAGUGAAUGGAAAGGAAAAAACAAAGGAUGAAUUCCACUUUCACUUUAAAGAGACAUGCUAUAAAGAUAGCCCAGUUCACGAAGAUUCUUAUCUUGAUACCUAUCAAGGUAAUUGGGAAUUGGGAAGACUUAAAGAAGAGAAAAAUGAAAAGACUUUUUUAUGGUUUGAAAAACCUUUUCUUACUUUUCUUUUCGAUUAUAAACGAUGGAAUCGCCCAUGUCGGUAUAUAAAAAAUAAUCGAUUUGAAAAUGCUCUACGAAAUGAAACGGCACAAUAUUUUUUUUAUACAUGUCCAAGUGAUGGAAAACAAAUAAUAUCUUUUACAUAUCCGCCUAGUUUAUCGACUUUUUCGGAAAUGAUAGAACGCAAAAUGUCAAAUUUGUACACGACAGAAAAAUUAUCCCAUGUGGAUCAGAAUUAUUAUUGGGUUUAUACCAAUGAGCAAAAAAAGUACAACUUGAACAAUGAAUUAAUAAGUCGAACAAAAGCUCUAGAAAAAGAAAAGGGGUUUCUUGCUCUAGAUAUGCUCGAAAAAAGGACCAGAUUAUGCAAUGAUGAAAAUGAACAAAAAUACUUGCCCAAAACGUAUGACCCCUUUUUGAGGGGACCAUAUCGUGGAACAAUAAAAAAAUUCUAUUCACAUACAAUCAUGAAUGAUUUAAUCACUUCUACAGAUACGGAAGAUUCCAUAGAAAUCAAUUGGAUAAAUAAGAUUUAUGGGCUACUUCCUAAUAAUUCUAAUUAUUCCAGAAAAUUUGAACAUCAAAAGAAUCCGCUUGAUAGGGAAUCAUUACUGAAUUAUAUUGGUAAUUCCGUAACCUCAAUCAAAGAAUUUCCUUUUGAGCCUGCACCCAUUUUGCAUUUUCAAAAAUAUUCUUUAUUGAGAGAGCAAACAAGAAUUGAUUUUGAAAGUCAAGCAAAAGCUUUAAAAUGGGUAUUCGAUGUAAUUACAACUGAUCCAAAUGAUCAAACAAUAAUUAGAAAUAAAUCUAUUGGAAUAGAAGAAAUCCGUAAAAGGGUUCCUCAAUGGUCAUACAAAUUAACUGAUGAUUUGGAAGAACAGGAGGAAGAAAAUGAGGAAGAAUCUACGGAAGAUCAUGAAAUUCGUUCAAGAAAAGCCAAACGCGUAGUAAUUUAUACUGAUAACGAUCAGAAUACCAAUACUAUUACAACUACAAAUAAUACUAAUAAUAGUGAUCAAGCGGAAGAGGUGGCUUUGAUACGUUACUCGCAACAAUCGGAUUUUCGUCGGGAUAUAAUCAAAGGAUCCAUGCGUGCUCAAAGACGUAAAACAGUUAUUUUGGAAAUGUUUCAAGCAAAUGUGCAUUCCCCGCUUUUUUUGGAUCGAAUAGACAAAACAUUUUUUUUUUCUUCUUUUUAUAUCUCUGAAAUGAUGAAUCUCAUUUUUAGGAAUUCGGUGGGGAGAGAACCAGAAUUGAAAAUUUCGCAUUUUGAUUUUGAGGAGGAAGAGACAAGGGAAAAAGAGAAAAAAAACGAAGAUAAAAAAGAGGAAAAUGAAUGUAUAGCAAUAUCAGAAACUUGGGAUAGCAUUAUAUUUGCUCAAGCAAUAAGAGGUUUGAUGUUAGUAACCCAAUCUUUUCUUAGAAAAUACAUUGUAUUGCCUUCAUUGAUAAUUGCUAAAAAUAUUGGCCGUAUGUUAUUAUUCCAAUUCCCCGAAUGGUAUGAGGAUUUGAAGGAAUGGAAUAGAGAAAUGCAUGUUAAAUGCACCUAUAAUGGUGUUCAAUUAUCAGAAACAGAAUUUCCCAAAGAUUGGUUAGCAGACGGUAUUCAGAUAAAGAUUCUAUUUCCUUUCUGUUUGAAACCUUGGCGAAGAUCUAAAAUACGAUCUCAUCCUAGAGAUCAAAUAAAAAAAAAAGGAAAAAAAGACAAUUUUUGUUUUUUAACAGUUUGGGGAAUGGAAGCGGAACUCCCUUUUGGGAGUCCCCGAAAACGACCUUCCUUUUUUGAACCCAUUUAUAAGGAACUCCAAAAAAAAGUUAGAAAAGUGAAAAAGAAUUUCUUUCUACUUCUAAAAGUUUCAAAAGAAAAAACAAGAUGGAUCAUUAAAAUACUUCUAGUUCUAAAACGAAUAAUGAAGGAAAUUCUAAAAGUAAACCCAAUAUUCUUAUUUGAAUUCAGCAAGGCGAAAGUAUAUGAAACGGCUGAAAAUGGAAAAGAUUCCGAAAUAAAUAAUAAGAUUAUUCACAAAUCAACCAUUCAAAUCCAAUCCAUGAAUUGGACAAAUUAUUCACUCAUAGAAAAAAAGAUGAAAGAUCUUUCUGAUAGAACAAUCACAAUCAGGAAUCAAAUAGAACGAAUCACAAAAGACAAGAAAAAAAUAAUUCUAACUUGUGAUGAUAAAAGAUCGAAAUCACGGAAACAUAUUUGGCAGAUAUUCCAAAGAAUAAAUAUACGAUUAAUACGUAAAUCACAUUAUUUUAUGAAAUCUCUGAUUGAAAAAAUAUACAUAGAUAUCUUGCUAUGUAUGAUUACCAUUCACAGGAUCAAUUUCCAAUUUUUCUUUGAAUCAACAAAAAAAAUAAUCAAUAAAUCCGUUUACAACGAUCAAACAAAUCAGGAAGGAAUUGAUGAAAGAGAUCAAAAUACAAUGAACUCUUUUUCCACUAUAAAAAGGUGGUUUUCGAAUACUAAUAUUAGUAAUAGUACAAAAAUGUAUCAUGACUUAUCCUCCUUGUCCCAAGCAUAUGUAUUUUACAAAUUAUCACAAACCCAAUUACUUAACAAGUAUCACUUGAAAUCUCUACUUCAAUAUCAGGGGACUUAUCCUUUUAUUAAGGAUAAAAUCAAGGAUUAUUGUAUGACGCGAGGAAUAUUUGAUUCCAAUCCAAGACAUAAGAAAAUUCAUAAGUCUGGAAUGAUUGAAUGGAAAAACUGGUUAAAGGGGCAUUAUCAGUACAAUUUAUCUCAAACCAAAUGGUCGCGGUUAGUACCGCAAAAAUGGCGAAAUAGAAUCAAUCAACGUUAUAGGAUUCAAAAUAAAGACUCAAUUAAAUCGGAUUCAUAUAAAAAAGAAAAAGACCAAUUAAUUCAUUACGUGAAACAAAAUUACUAUGCAGCGGAUUCAUUGACAAAUCAAAAAGAAAAAUGGAAAAAACACUACAGAUAUGAUCUUUUAUCACAUAAAUAUAUGAACUAUGGGGAUAAGAGGGAUUUAUAUAUUUAUGGGUCAAGAUUACAAGUAAACAGGGUUCUCAAAAUUCCAUAUAAUUUCAAUAAACCGAAAUACGAAUCAUUUUUUGUAUUGGUAAGUACAGCUAUUAGUGAUUAUCUAGAAGAAGGAUAUAUUAUUGAUACGCAUAAAAAUUUAGAUAGAAAAUAUUUUGAUUGUAGAAUUCUCCAUUUUUGUCUUAGAAAAAAUAUUGAUAUUGAGACCUGGACCAAUACACAUAUCGGUACAAAAAUUGAUAAAAAUACUAAGACUGAAAAAAGAAUCAACAACAAAUUGAAAAAAAAAGAUAUUUUUUCUCUUACGAUUCAUCAAGAAAUCAACCCAUCCAAUCAAAAAAGUAUUUUUUUUGAUUGGAUGGGAAUGAAUCAAGAAAGAGUUUAUCGUACCAUAUCAAAUCUAGAAUCUUGGUUCUUCCCAGAAUUUGUCUUACUUUUUGAUGCAUAUAAGAUUAAACCAUGGAUUAUACCAAUCCAAUUACUUUAUUUUGACUUGUAUUUUUAUAAAAAUACAAGUCAAAAUAAAAACAUCAAUAUAAAUAGAAAUAAAAAUCUUCAGAUGAUAUCUGAUCAAAAAAAAUAUCUUAAAUUAGAAAAUUCCAACCAACAAAAAAAUGAACAACAGGACCAAGUAAAUUUUGUAUCAGAUAUACGAAAAGAAAACAAAAAAAAAGAUAUUGAAGAGAAUUACGCGAGAUCAGACAUUACCAUUAAAAAAGGUAAAAAGAAAAAACAAUCCAAGAAAAACAAGGAAGCAGAACUAGAUUUCUUCCUUAAAAAAUAUUUCCUUUUUCAAUUAAGAUGGGAUGACUCCUUGAACCAAAGAAUGAUCAAUAAUAUCAAGGUAUAUUGUCUCUUACUUAGACUGAUAAAUCCAAAGGAAAUUGCUAUAUCCGCGAUUCAAAGAGGAGAGAUGCAUCUGGAUGUAAUGCUAAUUCAGAAAGAUCUAGCUCUUACAGAAUUGAUAAAAAAAGGAAUAUUAAUUAUCGAACCAAUUCGUCUAUCUAUAAAAAAGGAUGGAAAAUUGAUUAUAUAUCAAACUAUAAGUAUUUCAUUGGUCGAGAACAAUAAACACCAAACUAAUAGAAAAUGCAUAAAAAAAAGAAAUAUUGAUAAGAGGAAUUCGGAUAAACCCAUUGUACGAUAUGGGAAUAUGCUUGUGAAUGGGGACACAAAUUAUUAUGAUUUCCUUGUUCCUGAAAAUAUUAUAUCUCCUAGACGUCGUAGAGAAUUGAGAAUGUUAAUUUGUUUCAAUUCCCAUAAUUGGAAUGUUACGGAUAGAAAUAGAAAUCCAUUAUUUUGCAAUGAAAACAACAUAGGAAACUCUGGAAAAUUUUUGGAUGAGGACAAGCAUCUUAAUACGGAUACAAAUAAAUUCAUUAAAUACAAAUUUGUUCUUUGGCCCAAUUACCGAUUAGAAGAUUUAACUUGUAUGAAUCGCUAUUGGUUUGAUACCAAUAAUGGCAGUCGUUUCAGUAUGUCAAGGAUACAUAUGUAUCCACGAUUUAGAAUUAUUUAA
Ananas comosus (pineapple) is the source of this 5601-nucleotide messenger RNA. Lineage: Eukaryota; Viridiplantae; Streptophyta; Magnoliopsida; Poales; Bromeliaceae. The record is from the annotation of a RefSeq genome assembly.